AUGCGCAAACUCAACGAUUUGUUAUAUGGACGUGGCGCCACGAAGUUCGAGACCAAUGAAUCGUUCCAGCUUUUAUUUGAAUUUUGGUCUCUGGUUGGUAUUAAGCCACUAAAAAUGUACGGAUGGCGUGGUAUGGUACAAAUGUGCUUUUGCUGGUUUCUACUUCUCCUGUGUCCGUUUACCUUCUUUAUGGGCUACCUGCAUACGUUAGAAACUGAGCUUUUAACUGUUCAACUUAGCAUUUUGCAAGCAAUAUUUAAUAUUCUGGGACUGCCAAUCAAGGCGAUUGUCAUUACAAUUUUGGUAACGCAUUUACGAAGCGCCGAGCCGAUCUUUGCUCGUAUGGAUGCACGCUACCAGGGCGUCGCGAGUCGCGAGCAGAUAAAAAAUUGCGUUAUCACCAGCAUACGCUUUUUCGCCAGCGUUAUAAUUGUGUUUAAUUUUUAUGGCUGCACCACAUAUCUCCAAGCUCUUCUCACAGGAAGCUAUCCUAUGCACGCAUGGUUGCCAUUCAUUGAUUCUAUUUCUCAGCCAACCAUAAGAUAUUGGGCACAUUUUAGUUUCGAAUUUUUUCACAUGGUUUUCCUUUUGUCGGUGCAAGCCUCAAUGGAUGCGUUCCCGGCAAUUUAUAUACGAAAUUUACGCACACAUUUCAAUCUGUUGACGGAACGUGUUAGUCAUUUGGGCGAGAAUCCAGAGUUUACUGAUGAACAGAACUAUGAAGAAUUGGUGGAUUGUAUUGUAACCCAUCAGGAAUUGUUGGAGGCGAAAAAUAUCGUUGGCUCCGUCUGCUCGAUAACACUAUUUAUUCAAUUUGUUAUUGUUGCCUUCGCUCUCUGUGUUUCUUUGCUAAAUUUUUUCGUGUUUGCUGAUCGCCGACAACAGAUGUUGACAGUAGUCUAUUAUUUAGGCGUUAUAUUUCAGAUCAUGCCUACUUGCUAUCAAGCAUCGAUGAUAGAAGAUGAUAGCGCCAAGCUGCCUGACGCCAUUUUCCAUUGCAAUUGGUUGGCCAUGGACAAGCGUUCCCGUAAACUCAUCAUCUACUUCAUACAUCGUGCUCAGGAGAACAUUACCUUUGUUGCACUCAAAUUCUUCAAAAUCGAUCUGACAACUAACCUGUCGAUUGUCAAAUUUGCGUUUUCAUUAUACACAUGGAUGAUCAACAUGGGCUUUGGGGACAAUUUGAAGGAUUUUUUGGAAUAA
This is a messenger RNA of Bactrocera tryoni, 1203 nucleotides long. RefSeq names its product odorant receptor 7a-like. The record is from RefSeq and is a predicted model, not a curated record. Gene Ontology annotation, cellular component: plasma membrane. Gene Ontology annotation, biological process: detection of chemical stimulus involved in sensory perception of smell; sensory perception of smell. Bases 1 to 1203 code for a protein of 400 amino acids. NCBI's taxonomy places the organism in Eukaryota, Metazoa, Arthropoda, Insecta, Diptera, Tephritidae. The transcript is spliced from 3 exons. Gene Ontology annotation, molecular function: olfactory receptor activity; odorant binding.